AUGAACCACUACACGACGCUUGCCGCGGCUGCUGAAGAGGAGGAGGACGUGGGCACGUCGUGUUCCAUCUGCUUUCUCGCCUUCAGCGAGAGCGAGGCCGACCGCGUGCCGCGUCUGCUCAAGUGCGGCCACUCCUUUUGCACCGCGUUCCUCACACACCUCCUUGAUGCCUCCACCCCCGCCCCCGCCCCCACCAACCCCGAACCGAAGGAGCCACGAGCCACGAGUCUGCGGUGCCCCAAGUGCCGCACGAUGACGCGUGUUCUUCUGGUCGACGGCGAGGCGGCGGGCGUGAAGGGCCUGCCACGCAACUUUGACCUCAUCGAUCUCCUCUACUCCUCGGCGGCUCUGAGGCAGCCGCGGCCGACUGGAAAGGCCUCGGCGCUCAAGUGCGCCAACUGCAGCCAACCGGCGGAGAAGUUCUGCGAGCAGUGUGGCGGCGCCCACCUGUGCGUGUCGUGCGAUCACCAGAUCCACGCGUUCCCUGCGCUGCGGAGCCACACGCGUGUGGCGUCAACCCACGCGCCCGAGCCGCGCCCCGCAUGCGAGCACCACCAGGCCAAGAAGGUGGAGAUGUGGUGCGAGCGCGACGGCGUGGCCGUGUGCGUGGUGUGCCUCUUGGCCGGACCGCACAAGGGCCACGACGCCGUCACCAUCGAGGCGGCCGAGGAGCGAGUGCGCGAGGCCGCGCGAGUCGAGCUGGCCCAGGUCGAGGCCGCCAUGGGCGAGGUCGAGGCCGCCAUGGAGGGCCAGGCGGCGCGCGAGGCCGGCGAACAGGAGAGCGUGCGCGAGGCGCGUGCGGCCAUCGAGCAGCACUUUGACCAGAUGCGCGAGGCCGUGGCGCAGCGCGAGAGGGCGCUCGGCGCCGAGGUGGACGAGUGGGAGCGCGCGAGGGCAGAAGUGGCGGCCGAGCGGCGGGUCGAGCUGGCAGAGGCCCAGACGCGACUGGCGGCAGCCGGGAAGGCCCUCCAGCAGCAGCAGCAGCAGCGCGGCGGGCUCGGUCGGUCAGCCACUUGGGGCGAUUCGGCGGCAGCCUGCCAGGCGGCGAGGACUGCGGCGGCGGUGAGUGGAACGCAGGCGAGCAGCAGCAGCAUCGCAUUCGCAAGCGAAGACACGUGGGUCCAGGUGGUGUGCUCCUCGGGUCGCCUGGAGCGGCCCAUGGCUGCCGCCGCUGCCCGUGGUGUUCUGCUGGACGACACUGCCGGCAUGCCAGGGACCCAGCGCACUCUCGGUUCGGGUGAUCAGUUGGGAAGCCCAUGUGGCGUGGCGGUCGACGUGGCGGCGGGCCACAUCGUCGUGGCCGACUGCGGCAGUCGACAGGUGCACCUGCGCCGCGCCGACGACGGGUCGUGCGUUCGCACCUUGGAAGCCCCCGGUUCGGCCCAGCUACGGUGGCCCUGGGGCGUGGCGGUCGACGCGGCGGAGGGCCACAUCGUCGUGACCGACCACGGCAACCACCGGGUGCACGUGUGGCGCGCCGGUGACGGGACCUUCGUGCGCACCUUCGGCUCUCGCGGUUCCGGCCCCGCCCAGUUCCAAUGCCCGCGCGGCGUGGCGGUCGACGAGGCGGCGGGCCACAUCUUCGUGGCCGACCACUUCAACCAUCGGGUGCAGGUGUGGCACGCCACCGACGGGUCCUUCCUUGGCUCGUUCGGCUCCGAGGGUGUUGGCCCCGGCCAGUUUCAACAGCCCACGGGCGUCGCGGUCGACGCAGCGACGGGCAACGUCAUCGUGGCCGACUCGGGCAACCAUCGGGUGCAGGUGUGGCGCGCCGGUGACGGGUCCUUCGUGCGCACCUUCGGCUCCCGCGGUCGUGGCCGUGGUCAGUUCAUGUGCCCCGAGGGCGUGGCGGUCGACGCGGCGACGGGCAACAUCAUCGUGGCCGAUUGGGGCAACCACCGGGUGCAGGUGUGGCGCGCCGACGGGGCCUACCUGCGCGCCUUCGGCUCUGCGGGUGCCGGCCCCGCCCAGUUCAACUCCCCUCUGGCUGUAGCGGUCGACCCAGCGACGGGCCACGUCGUGGUGGUCGACAGCGGCAACAAACGGGUUCAGGUGUGGUGUCAAUAA
Acanthamoeba castellanii str. Neff is the source of this 2067-nucleotide messenger RNA. RefSeq names its product Bbox zinc finger domain containing protein. The transcript has a single exon. NCBI's taxonomy places the organism in Eukaryota, Discosea, Longamoebia, Acanthamoebidae. The record is from RefSeq and is a predicted model, not a curated record. Gene Ontology annotation, biological process: proteasome-mediated ubiquitin-dependent protein catabolic process; protein polyubiquitination. Gene Ontology annotation, molecular function: protein binding; zinc ion binding; ubiquitin protein ligase activity. Bases 1 to 2067 code for a protein of 688 amino acids.